AUGAAGAAUAAGUUUCAGUUUUUUGAUGAAACGAUCGAGAUACCUGAUAGCAGUGAUCUCAAUUACGUUGCAUGGCAAAGAUGCAACAAUCUUGUCCACACGUGGAUUGUUAAUUCAAUAACACCUUCUAUUGCUCAAAGUGUGGUGUUCAUUGAAAAUGUUGUAGACAUGUGGAACAAUCUUAGGGAUCGAUUUAUGAGAGGUGAUAAGAUUCGUGUUGCACGAUUGUAUCAAGAGAUUUCUAAUCUGAAGCAAGGAAGCAAAAAGAUCUCUGAUUACUUCACAGAAUUGAGAAGCUUAUGGGAGGAGCUGGAUCAAUAUAGGCCAAUGCCUAAUUGCACGUGCCCUGUGACCUGUGCAUGUAUUGCCAUGAGGAAUAGUAGGAGUUUUAGAGCUGAAGAUCGCAUCAUACAGUUCUUAAUUGGUCUGAAUGAAGAGUUCCAUGGAGUAGUUUCUCAGGUGCUGCUCAUGGAUCCUUUACCCCAAAUAAAUAAAGUGUUUUCUAUGGUGCUUCAACAAGAGAGAAAAAUAUGUGGAGCAGGAGCUACAUUGACUGGGAACACUAAAGAUGGCACUGGAAUGGUUAAUGUGGUUGAUAGUUCCAAACAAGCUGGAAGAGGAAGAGGUAAUGGUGGAUCAGGCAGAGGAUCGAAUAGUGGAACUAGCAAUGGUAGAGGUAGAGGUAACUUCAAAGUAUGCACUCACUGUGGCAAAAGUGGACAUAUAAUUGAUAAUUGCUACAAGAAGCAUGGAUAUCCUCCCAACUUUGGUCGAGGAACCUCAGUACACAUCAAUCAAGUUGAAGCAAAUGGCACUGCAGGAGCUGGAUCUUCCAAUGAGGAUGGCAACAUGACUUUAACAAAAGAGCAAUACAACAACUUGAUGAUGCUUCUUGAAAAGCAUACAACUUCAGACUUAGUGAAUAUGGCAAAGGCAAACAGGGAUUUGAAGAAGAUUGGUUCAGCUAGUGAGCUCGAUGGAUUAUACUACUUGGGAUUGGAGAUGGAUCACAACCAUAGCAGCAGCAAAGAAGGAUUUGUAUCGAGCACUUUCACAAGCAAAAGACAUGAAGACACUGCACCUGCCAUCCUUUGGCAUUUGAGAUUAGGGCAUCUAUCUCAUGAUAGAAUGCAAUGUAUUAGCACAAAGUAUAGCUAUAUUCCUAAUAGUAUUCACAAAGCCUGUGAUGUGUGUCAACAAGCUAGACAAAAGCAUUUACCUUUUCCUAUUAGCAAUAACAAUUCCUGUAAUAUCUUUGAUCUAAUUCAUAUUGACAUUUGGAGCCCUUUCAGUACUGCUUCUAUCCAUGGUUUUAAGUACUUUCUUACUAUAUUGGAUGAUCAUAGUAGGCAUGUUUGGGUUGUGAUGUUAAAAUCCAAAGUUUAA
Messenger RNA from Vicia villosa (hairy vetch), 1386 nucleotides. RefSeq lists its product as uncharacterized. Lineage: Eukaryota; Viridiplantae; Streptophyta; Magnoliopsida; Fabales; Fabaceae. Bases 1 to 1386 code for a protein of 461 amino acids. The transcript has a single exon. The record is from RefSeq and is a predicted model, not a curated record. Gene Ontology annotation, molecular function: nucleic acid binding; zinc ion binding.